This is a messenger RNA of Pristis pectinata (smalltooth sawfish), 1676 nucleotides long. It is a transcript of the gene phax, whose product is annotated as phosphorylated adaptor for RNA export. Lineage: Eukaryota; Metazoa; Chordata; Chondrichthyes; Rhinopristiformes; Pristidae. Gene Ontology annotation, cellular component: nucleus. The transcript is spliced from 5 exons. Gene Ontology annotation, biological process: snRNA export from nucleus. The coding region runs from base 87 to 1331 and encodes 414 amino acids. The record is from RefSeq and is a predicted model, not a curated record.
UGAUAAAGGCGGGAUCCGGCGGCCGGAAGUGUUCCUCCACUACCUCCAAAGUUGCCCAGUGUUUGUCUGAAGGCGAGGGUGAGGCGAUGGCGGCUGCUGCGCUGGAGGACGGCGAGGUGCUGGACUCAGAGUCGGACUCUGAGAUGACGACCGGCGCUGAGCCGCAGAACCAGCAAUCUGCUCUUCCUAACUACUCUGCAACACCGUUUCCUGUGCAAAAUGAUUUUCAACCUCGUCCAACUUCAUUUGAUUUGAGCAGUUGCUACCGAGUCGCAGCAUCUGACAACUCGAGUGAAGACAGUGAGCAAGACUCCGAAGAAGAAGAAAGACUCUUGUGGCGAAAAAAACGGCAGAAAUGUUCACACAGUGGGAACGGUGUACCUCCAAAGCCAGCAAUGAUGCCUUUUGGCACAGUUGGAGAAAGUUUUGCAGCUUCUGGCAAUUCUGCCAAACCAGCAGGUCGCAAAAUUAACAAUAUUUGGGGUCGUGUGCUGCAGGAGCAGAAUCAAGAUGCUGUGGCAACAGAGUUAGGGAUUCUGGGAAUGGAAGGCAAUAUUGACAUGAAUUCUCGGCAGUCUGAGACUUACAAUUAUAUACAAGCAAAGAAAAUAAUGGAAAAACAACGUCAGGAGGAGGAAGAAAAGGAAAUGGCUAAAUUAGAAAAAGAAUUGGAUGAAUAUGUUCAGGAUGGAAAGAGCAGCAAAAGCCAGCAAGUAUCUAAUCCAGGCAACCUCAAGCGGAAAAGGCCUGUCAAAGAGAGGCUGGGUGAAAGACUUGAAAUGGACUAUAAAGGAAAAUGUGAUAUUACAGAAGAUGAUAGUCCAGAUAAGAUUUCUGAUGAAAUAGCUUACAGACUCCGAGAGCCAAAAGCUGCCCUGAUUCAUAGGGUUGUGAAAGCUGUUGGGAAGAAGAAAGCAAUAGAACUCUUGAUGCAAACAGCUGAGGUCGAACAGAAUGGCGGACUCAUGAUUGUUGAUGGCAGUCGCAGAAGAACACCAGGUGGAGUUUACCUACAGUUGUUGAAAAAUAUGCCAAGUAUCACUCAAGAUCAGCUAAAGGAGAUAUUUUAUGAUGAAAAUCAAAGGGAAUAUAAUUCCAAAAAGGCAGCUAAAAAAAGGAGGCGUCACAUAAUUGGAAAAAAGAUGAAACAGGCAAUUAAGGAGCUGAAUUUGCAAGUGGAUGAUGAUGCAUCACGAGAGACAUUUGCUAGUGACACAAAUGAUGCCUUGGCUUCUGUUGAAGAUACAGAAGAAGUUCAGAUGGAAAAGUCAACAUUAGAUCCAGAAGAUGCAAUUGAACUUGAUAAUAGUAACGAUCUGGAAAUUUUUUGAAUAAUACUAAAAACGCUAAUAUUACUACAAAACAAAUGUAAUCAAUAUUCCUCUUGCUGAUCUAAUUGAAAUUUUCAUUUGAAAUAUGUGUUACAUUUAACACACCCCUUCAUAGUUUCAAUUUUGAAUCUUUAUGGUGGUGAUUGUUUGUCAACUUGUGAAUUAGUGUUUUCACUGUUUCAAUCUAAAAUUAUUAAAGAUAAUAGCAUAAAGCCACACAUUCAUAUUAGCAAAGGAAGGUUACAACAGUUUAUUUCCCAUCAAUAUUCUGUAAAUUUAUUUUGGUGCACGUCAACUAUUUCAGAGAACUUUUUAAUGAAUUAAAUGCAGAUAUUCUUUGCUGCU